Molecule: messenger RNA, 2333 nt
Organism: Andrographis paniculata
Lineage: Eukaryota; Viridiplantae; Streptophyta; Magnoliopsida; Lamiales; Acanthaceae
Product: LEAF RUST 10 DISEASE-RESISTANCE LOCUS RECEPTOR-LIKE PROTEIN KINASE-like 2.2
Exons: 3
Coding region: 82-2172 (696 amino acids)
Biological process (GO): protein phosphorylation
Molecular function (GO): ATP binding; protein kinase activity; polysaccharide binding
Source: RefSeq, a predicted model, not a curated record
CAUACAUGUAAUAAUUAAAAUGAUCGAUAUUCGAUUAUUUAUAUGAAGUCUAACUAAACCCUAAACCUUAAGUAGACCAUAAUGUCUGUCCUCCUAAUUCAUGUCUUCUUCCUUGUUGUCUUGCAACUAAUUUUCGUCACUUAUGUCACUCCAUCCCGAUCCCAAUUCCACCAAUGCCCUCCUUCUUCCUGCGGCAACAUCACGCGCAUAAGCUACCCUUUUCGACUCAGCACUGAUCCUUCCCAUUGCAGAUUCAACGGCAUCAAUUUCCAGCUCGAUUGCCAUAAUAACCAGACACUUCUCAAUUUCCAAGGACAAGAUUUUGCAACAAGGCAAUACAGAUCAACGACGAUUUUGGUGCUAAGUAUCAAUUAUGAACAAGAGCGGAUAAGGGUAGUCGACCCUGCUUGCAUCAAUAUCAAUACCAAUACGCCGGGAGACCUCUCCUCCUGUAGUAGCCCAUCAUACUAUUUUGGUGUUUCCUACGACGUCUACAACAAUAUAAUAACUACCCCCUUAAACAAAGAAGCAGCAUUCAUUCAUUGUUUGUCGUCCGCUAUUGCGAACGAUAAUAAUAAUAAUAAUAAUUAUGUUAGAGCCCCUUUCUUUGGCAACACAACAAAAACCAUCCAUUUUGGAAAAUCUUCCCGAUUCUAUAGUUAUGUCGUGCUUGAUGAUCCUUAUCAAUUAUCUUUGUCGGAUUUAGAAGAGUCUUGCACGGUGGAUAAGGUGCUUUUGGUGUCCGCGCGCUCGUCUAUUACCAAUAAGUCAUCGUUCAUCGAUAUUUACGAGGCCUUGGCUUAUGGGUUUGAGCUUUCAUGGAGGAGAGUCGAUUCUGGAGGUUGUUGGCUGGAGGUUCCCUAUUUCACCUUAGCUCCCAAUCACAUUGUGACGGAAAGAUGUUGUUUGUAUGGUAUCUUACCUUGUAAAUAUGUUCAUAGACUUGAAUAUACUUUUCUCAGAUCCAAUCUACUUUGGAAUCUUGUGAGCUUUUCUGUUUUUACAGGGACAAUGGUUAGGGUUCUUUGGACAAUUGGUGAGAUCUUAUCUGUAAGAUUGGCAAUUGGAUUUAUGGUUGGAUUUCCUCUUCUAUUGUGGUUGGUGAUCCAUAAAUGGAGAAGACGCCAUUUAUGCAAUGAUACAAAUAUUGAAAAGUUUUUACAAGAUCAACAUGAUUUUGCACCCAUAAAAUACAGUUACUCGGAUGUCAAGAAAAUGACGAGCAAUUUUAACGAAAAAUUGGGUGAAGGAGGCUAUGGAACUGUCUAUAAAGGAAAGCUUCGAAGUGGUCUUUAUGUGGCGGUAAAGAUGUUAGACCAAACCAUAGCCGGGGUCGAAGAAUUCAUCAAUGAAGUUGGCACAAUCGGGCGAAUCCACCAUGUCAAUGUAGUUCAUCUCGUUGGGUUUUGUAUCGAACGCUCAAAGUAUGCUUUGGUAUAUGAGUUUCUUCCUAAUGGUUCCCUCGAUAGAUAUAUCUUCAACGAACAAAGUUUAGGAGUGCUCGCCUUGACGCUCGACAAAAUGUUUGAAAUUGCACUUGGAGUGGCGCGUGGAAUUGGAUAUUUGCAUCAUGGUUGUGAUAUGCAAAUCCUACACUUUGACAUCAAACCUCACAACAUACUACUCGACGAGAAUUUCAAUCCAAAGAUAUCUGAUUUCGGGCUUGCAAGAUUGCACCCCACCAACGAGAGCUUCAUAAAUUUAACGGGCGCAAGAGGAACGAUGGGAUACAUGGCACCCGAGAUUUUCUAUAGAAACAUGGGCGGCAUAUCUUACAAGGCCGAUAUAUAUAGCUUUGGAAUGAUGUUGAUGGAAAUGGCGGGAAAAAAGAAAAUCAUGAAUGACUUGGUUGAAGAAAGGAAUCGAAUGUACUUCCCGAUGUGGAUAUAUGACCAACUAUGUGCAGGAAAGGACAUCGAGAUGAAAGAUGCAAGCGAAGAGGAAAAAAGAAUGGUGAAAAAGAUUAUGAUAGUCGCAAUGUGGUGCAUACAAAUGAGACCAUCCGAUCGACUUCCUAUCAACAAAGUAAUAGAAAUGCUUGAAAGUGAGUCCGAACCACGGAUGCCUUCAAGACCAUUUGCAGCGCCGCGUGAGAUAGAAGCCGAAACGGAUGAUCAUGGAACUCAAACUUAUCUUGUAGAUUGCAUCAACUUAGAUUUACUUCAAAGUUGAACAUUUCGGCUUGUUUACAGCUUUAAGAAUGAUUGAAGUGCUCAUUAGAGUUAAUCAGUGAUUGCUAUGAGUUCUAUUAGUAUAGUAAGAGCAUGCAGGUUGUUAUUAUGUAAAAGUGAGUUCAUAUAAUUGUGCAUGAGAUUUAGAGUUUUUUAACAAGA